Messenger RNA from Sipha flava (yellow sugarcane aphid), 2089 nucleotides. Its product is annotated as patatin-like phospholipase domain-containing protein 2. Gene Ontology annotation, cellular component: membrane; cytoplasm; lipid droplet. The record is from RefSeq and is a predicted model, not a curated record. The transcript has 12 exons. Gene Ontology annotation, biological process: lipid homeostasis; triglyceride catabolic process. NCBI's taxonomy places the organism in Eukaryota, Metazoa, Arthropoda, Insecta, Hemiptera, Aphididae. The coding region runs from base 312 to 1997 and encodes 561 amino acids. Gene Ontology annotation, molecular function: triacylglycerol lipase activity.
UAUUUUCGUUAUUAUUGUUAUUGUUGAUAUAAUUCAUCAAUUCUUCAUUAGGAACUGUACAUUUUUUUUUUUUUGGUUAUCAGUUACCGCUUGAAUGUCAUUGGAGGUUGAUCUCCGGACAAUAAACUCUGUCGUUACAUUUUGCCAUCAUUAUUUGAUUUUUUUUCGUCUUUUUAUUAAAUAUAAACUAUGAAAUUUUCGUAUUUCUUUCGUUAACUAGUUAAUUAAGAGUUUAAAUAUUAUUUUAUAACUAGUGUUUUCUCUCAUUUUUGACACUGUGGGAACUAAGGUUUCUCGAUAUCACGCCAAACAUGAAUGUGUCUUUCUCUGGAUGUGGAUUUUUAGGUAUAUAUCAUACAGGAGUAGCAUCGUGUUUAAAAACGUAUGCGCCAUAUCUCUUAGAAAACAAACUCUGUGGCUCGUCUGCUGGUGCUAUUGCUGCAUGCUGUCUUAUUUGUGACGUACCAUUAGAAUUAAUGACAAGUCAUAUGUUAGACAUAGUAAAAGAAGCAAGAUCAAAAACAUUAGGCCCAUUUAGUCCUUCUAUGAAUAUUUCAGAACAAUUAUAUGCUCGUUUAAAUAAGGAUUUACCUGACGAUGUACACAAUCGAGUAAGUGGUAAAUUAUUUGUGUCAUUAACAAGAGUUCCAGGUGGUAAAAAUGUCAUUAAGUCUGAAUUUUCUAGUAAAGAAGAAGUUUUACAGACAUUAUUAGCAAGUGCUUUUAUUCCAGUAUUUUCUGGAUUUAUACCACCUUUAAUUGGUAAAUACAGAUAUAUGGAUGGUGGAUUUACAGACAAUCUUCCUAUACUUGAUAAGAAUACUAUUACAAUCUCACCAUUUAGUGGUCUCACUGAUAUUUGUCCUCGUGACAAUCCUAUUCAGAAGUAUUUAGUGAAUAUAUCUAAUAAUAGUUUUGAAGUGACUAAAUCAAAUUGUUUCAGAGUGGCUAGAAUAAUGUUUCCACCAGAACCAGAAGUGCUUGCUAAAUUGUGUAAUCAAGGCUUUGAUGAUGCUCUUAAUUUUUUACAAAAAAAUAACUUAAUUAAUUGCAAAACAUGUAUAACAAAACGUUUGUUCACUUUAACCAAGAAUAACACUGGUGAUAUGGCUGGUUAUGAUCCAUCAUGUACUGAUUGCAAGUGGAAUAAUGCAUUUGCUAAAGUACAAGGAAUUCCAUACUCCAUCACAUAUGUUCUAGAUAAAUACAUAGAAUCACAUAGUGGUAUAUUUAAUGGAAUUUUAAAAUCUAAAGGAAUGCAAUUAGUUAAAUUAUUUAAAUUGUCAUGCAUGGUUGUAUCAGAUAUAGCUUACGCAUUUGUUAUGAGGGUUAUUCGUUCUUAUACACAGUUUCAAAAGUCUAUAUGGACUCUAUCCAAAUAUGCAAUAAAUUGUUUACUACAUUUUAUUGAUAUAUUCAGUGAAAAAGGUUUAGAAUUAGUUAGCAAAGUAUUAUUUCACAGUUAUAUGUCAUUUGAAAAUCAUGGAAAAAAUUCAAUUUAUUAUUAUUAUUAUAACGAGUUCCUUGAAAAUGUAAAAUCUAUUAAGUAUUCAAAAAAUAGUCUUGAAUAUUAUAAUGAUAACCAACAAGCUACUUCAGCCAUAGUCAUAGAUUCUCCAGGAUUUACAUUGAAUGAACUCAAUUUACAUAGUCAUCAAGUUAAAUCUUUUAGAUCUAAAAAACAUUCAAUUGUACACUGGACACUAUCUUUAACUCCAGAAUUUGUCUUAAAAACUUCAAACAAGAGUAUUGUUGACGAAACUGUAACCAGUACUAAAAUUGAUAUUGUUGAAAAUCUUGAUGAUCUUAAAAACAACUUAUGGUUUGACUUAAUAGAUGAUUCAUUGGAUAAGUUCAUAGAAGGAGUAACUAAUCAUGAAACUUUAUUGCUGUAUCAUUAUACAGAGUAUUUAAAUAAUGCAAAUCCAUCGUACAAAACAUUAGAGCAAUAUAAACUGGAGGAUAAUAUUAUAAAAAAUUUAACUAGUAUUUUUUAAUUUGUAAUAAUAAUAAAUAUCAUCAAUAUUAUUUUAUUCAUAGAUAUUGAUAGAAAAUGUACAAUGAAAAUAAGGCCCAAAAGUUCAUUUUU